AUGGUUCUGGGUGCCCAGCAGAAACUGGCAGACAUCCUGCAGGAGAAGGUUAGUUUGGUUCACUUUCCCUUUCAGGGAAGGUGUGUGUGUGUGCAUGUGUGUAUGAUUGUGUGAGCGUGUGUGUGUGUGUGUGUGUGUGUGUGUGUGUGUGUGUGUGUGUGUGUGUGUGUGAGCACUGCAUCAAGACAGAUAUAGUGUUGGAGUGUAUGUGUGUUUACACAGUCUCCAGUGUGUGAAAGUAGGGGGUUGAGGUUGUAUCACCUAAUCCUGAUGCCUGACCUCAUUUUCCCAGUAUAUGAAUAUGAAUAUUGUUCAGGAAAGAGUCAAUGUGGUCGAUUUCAACUUGUUUAUUUAGCACCAAUGCAGUCUUUAUAGUUAUCAAGUAUAAUUUCACCAAAAUGCUCCAACCAUAUUGUAGCGUCUUUAAACAAUGACUUUUGGAAUUACCAUAGAAAAGGACUGCAUGAGAGUCAACUGUCAUCUCGCAGUUGUUUUUCUGAAGAGCAAAAUGGAACAUCCCUUUAUGCCCACCUGCCAUUCUACUGCCAUAGAAAUAUAAUCAAAACAUAGAUAAUGAUAAGGUAUUUGAGGUAGAUAUGUACAUGAAGGCAGGGUAAAGUGACUAGGCAUCAGGAUAGAUAAUAAUAAGGUAUUUGAGGUAGAUAUGUACAUGAAGGAAGGGUAAAGUGACUAGGCAUCAGGAUAGAUAAUAAUAAGGUAUUUGAGGUAGAUAUGUACAUGAAGGCAGGGUAAAGUGACUAGGCAUCAGGAUAUAUAAUAAUAAGGUAUUUGAGGUAGAUAUGUACAUGAAGGCAGGGUAAAGUGACUAGGCAUCAGGAUAGAUAAUAAUAAGAGUAAAACAAAGAACAGAGUAGCAACAGCAAAUGAUGAGUGUAAAAGUGUGUGUGUAUGUACAGUAUAUGUGUUUGUGUUUGUGUUGUGUCGGUAUGCAUGUGUGUGUGCGUAUGUAGUGGGAGUGACAGUGUAGUGUGUGUGUGAGAGUGUGUAUAUGGAGUGUAUAGAAGGUCUAGUGAGUGUUCGUAGGAUCAGUGCAAGAUAGAGUCAGUGCAGAUAGUUCGGGUACCAUUAAUUGACUAUUUAGACGUCUGGCUAUUCAGCAGUCUUAUGGCUUGGGGGUAGAAACUGUCUCUUGGUCCGAGAGCCGCUCCGGUACCAUUUGCCGGACGUUAGCAGAGUGAACAGUCUAUGACUUGGGUGGCUGGAGUCUUUGGCAAUUUUUCGAGCCUUCCUCUGACACCGCCUGAUAUAGAGGUCCUGGAUGGCAGGGAGCUCGGCCCCAGUGAUGUACUGACCUGUCUAAUAACUAGAAGGGGAAUCCCCAUUCAAGUCAAUGGUCUGUGAUGGUAUUUCUAUGGCCUCUGCCUGUCUUCCAUUGUGCUGCCUGCCAAACGUGGCAUAUGGAGAAGGCAAACACACUGUCUGAGGCUUUGCUCAGGGCGAUGGAAUUGGAUUCACUGCUCAUUUAGUCUAUAUGUCACACACUAUACGCACGACAGCUGUAUUCUGACCCUAUUCACAAACAACCUGACAUUCAAAUCAAACACAAGCGCAUCCAGGAAUAGAAGAGGACUCAAAUCUAGGCCAUUUAACCAUCCGUUGAACAGACAACUCUGAAGUCUAAAGUGGCUCCAUUCAAUUCUGUUUGAGUUCCAUUGGAAUUACUGUCACUCAUAGCAGAGAGGAUUGAGGUAAUGUGUAAGAAGGUUUGCUCAUAUAACAUUUGGUAUGAGAAAAAACAAACACCUAUUUGAAUGAGAUGAGUCUUGAAUCCAGUGUCUGUAUUUUUAAGUUGACUAUUGCUUCUAUUGAUACUGUUCUCUUUGAUUCACUGAUGCAGUCACUGUGCUGUAUAUGCGUCAUUGGAGAGAGAGAGAGAACUAAGGAGUGAGUGUGAAGAAUUCCUAGUGUGGGAUGUCUGGCAAUUGCUUCUGCUGAACGUGAGAGACUGUUGUGGGGGUGGAGCCAAGGACUUGUGACCCUUGGAAGUCCUUAGUGGGUAGUAGGUGAAAGGUCAUGAUAUAGACGACCAGGAUGUACAGUUGAAGUCGGAAGUUUACAUACACUUCGGUUGGAGUCAUUAAAACUCGUUUUUCAACCACUCCACAAAUUUCUUUUUAACAAACUAUAGUUUUGGCAAGUCGGUUAGAACAUCUACUUUGUGCAUGACACAAGUAAUUUUUACAACAAUUGUUUACAGACAGAUUAUUUCAUUUAUAAUUCACUGUAUCACAAUUCCAGUGGGUCAGAAGUUUACAUACACUAAGUUGACUGUGCCUUUAAACAGCUUGGAAAAUUCCAGAAAAUGAUGUCAUGGCUUUAGAAGCUUCUGAUAGGCUAAUUGACAUAUUUCGAGUCAAUUGGAGGUGUACCUGUGUAUGUAUUUCAAGACCUACCUUCAAACUCAGUGCCUCUUUGCUUGACAUCAUGGGAAAAUCAAAAGAAAUCAGUCAAGACCUCAGAAAAAAAAUGGUAGACCUCCACAGGUCUGGUUCAUCCUUGGUAGCAAUUUCCAAACGCCUGAAGGUACCACAUUCAUCUGUACAAACAAUAGUACGCAAGUAUAAACACCAUGGGACCACGCAGCGAUCAUACCGCUCAGGAAGGAGACGCGUUCUGUCUCCUAGGGAUUGUUAUCCUGGCGCCGACGAAGAUGGCGGCCUCGCGACUAGCUCUUAGGAAACUUUGCAGUAUUUUGUUUUUUUAUGUAUUAUUUUUUACAUUAUUAGCUCAGAAAGUGUUUUGCAUCAUUACAUACAGCAGGGAAAAACUAUUGGAUAUCAGAGCGGCGGUAACUCACCAGCAUUACGACCAGGAAUACGACUUUCCCGAAGCAGAUCCUUUGUUUGCUCUCCCCAGGGCAACUGAACUGAUUCCAGCAGCUGACCCAAAACAUCGCCGGAGGAGGAGAGGCACUCGGAGCGGUCUGCUGGUUCAAAUUAGGAGGCGCACACACCACCCACCGCUUCCAAGUAUUCUACUCGCUAAUGUUCAGUCUUUGGUUAACAAGGUCGACGAACUACGGUCAAGGAUUUCUUUCCAGAGAGACAUCAAGGCCUGUAACAUACUCUGUUUCACGGAAACAUGACUCUCUUGGGAUAUUCUGUCGAAAUCGGUCCAGCCAGAUGGGUUCUCAGGUCAUCGCGCAGACAGGAAUAAAUAUCUCUCCGGGAAGCAGAAGGGCGGAGGUGUGUGUUUCAUGAAUAACAACUCAUGGUGUAAUUGUAGUAACAUACAGGAACUCGAGUCCUUCUGUUCACCCGACCUAGAAUUUCUCUCAAUCAAAUGCCGACCGUAUUAUCUCCCAAGAUAAUUUUCUUCGGUUAUGGUCACGGCCGUGUAUAUCCCACCUCAAACCGAAACCACAACGGCCCUCAAAGAACUUCACUGGACCUUAUGCAAACUGGAAAUGUCACGCCCUGGCUCUGGGGACUCUAGUAUGUUGAGCCAGGGUGUGAGUUUUCAUUGGUUUAUGUUCUAGUUGUUGUAAUUCUAUGUUGGCCAGGGUGGCUCCCAAUCAGAGACGACUGUAGCUCGUUGUCUCUGAUUGGGAGUCAUACUUAGGUAGCCGUUAGGCAUUCAUUAUUUGUGGUUUCUUGUUCUGAUUUGGUUUGUGUUAUACCGUAGAUGUCACGUUAUCGUUGUUGUUUUGAUCGUGUGAUCAUUCUAAAUAAAUAAUAUGUUCACCUUCAACGCUGCGCCUUGGUCCGCUUCAUCAUAUGAAUGACGAUCGUGACAGAAGAAACCACCAUAACAGGACCAAGCAGCGUGAAGAAGAGAGAGGAUGGACUUGGGAGCAGUGGAGUAGGAGUCUCGACUGGGCCAAGCCAAGCGAAGAGGAGAGAGGUUGGACUUUGGAGCAGUGGGGUGAGAGUCUGGCGAGAGACAUGGAGGCCUGGUCCACGGGGAGAGACGCCCAGAAAUUUUUUAGGGGGGGGCUAACGCCGUGGACGACGGGCCAGCAGGAGACCGCGGCAGAGCGGCCCAGCGGUGUGGCAGAGGAGGCCGCCAGGUUACGGGGGCCACUGGUCGAAGAGGGGGUGGAAGAUGUAGAGGCACGGCGAGAGGUACUGGCGUGUGUUGCCAGUCCGGUCCGGCCUGUUCCUGAUCCCCACGUAGGGCCAGUGGUGUGUGUUCCCAGUACGGUCCGGCCUGUUCCUGCCACUCGCACCAAGUCUACGGUGCGCAUCGCCAGCCCAGUCCGGCCCAUUCCUGCUCCCCGCACCAAGUCAGUGGUGCGUUUCGUCAGCCCUGUCCGGCCCGUUCCUGCUCUCCGCACCAAGUCUGUGGUGCGCGUCGCCAGCCCAGUCCGGCCCAUUCCUGCUCCCCGCACCAAGUCUGUGGUGCGUUUCGUCAGCCCUGUCCGGCCCGUUCCUGCUCUCCGCACCAAGUCUGUGGUGCGCGUCGCCAGCCCAGUCCGGCCCAUCCAAGCUCCCCGCACCAAGUCUGUGGUGCGCGUCGCCAGCCCAGUCCGGCCCAUCCAAGCUCCCCGCACCAAGUCAGUGGUGCGCUACGUCAGCCCGGCUCGGUCCGCUCCUGCUCCCCACACCAAGCCAGUGGUGUGCGUCGUCAGUCCGGCACGGCCCGUGCCUGUUCCACCGGUGGCGGGUCCGGCACCGGUCAGGUGCUGCGUCACGCCGGAGCUAGAGCAAUCCGCUCCACCAGUGUUCAGUUCAGCUCUGGUCAGCAGGGCCAGACCGGACCAGGGGUACUUUGGGGGGUUAGAGAAGGAGUGGGGGUCAUGUCCGGAGCCGGAUCCGCCGCAGAGGCGGAGUGCCCACCCGGUCCCUCCCCUGUUGGAUUUGGUUGGCGCGGUCGGAGUCCGCGCCUUUAGGGGGGGGUACUGUCACGCCCUGGCUCUGGGGACUCUAGUAUGUUGAGCCAGGGUGUGAGUUUUCAUUGGUUUAUGUUCUAGUUGUUGUAAUUCUAUGUUGGCCAGGGUGGCUCCCAAUCAGAGACGGCUGUAGCUCGUUGUCUCUGAUUGGGAGUCAUACUUAGGUAGCCGUUAGGCAUUCAUUAUUUGUGGUUUCUUGUUCUGAUUUGGUUUGUGUUAUACCGUAGACGUCACGUUAUCGUUGUUGUUUUGAUCGUGUGAUCAUUCUAAAUAAAUAAUAUGUUCACCUUCAACGCUGCGCCUUGGUCCGCUUCAUCAUGUGUCAACGACCGUGACAGGAAACCACAUAUCCUGAGGCUGCAUUUAUUGUAGCCGGGGAUUUUAACAAAGCAAAUUUGAGGACUAGGCUGCCGAAGUUCUAUCAACAUAUCGACUGUUGUACUCGCGCUGCUAAAAUCCUCGACCAUUGCUAUUCGAACAUCCGGGAUGGUUAUAAGGCCCUCCCCCGCCCUCCUUUCGGCAAAUCUGACCACGACUCCAUUUUGCUUCUCCCUUCCUAUAGGCAGAAACUCAAACAGGAAGUACCCGUGCUAAGGACUAUUCAACGCUGGUCUGACCAAUCGGAAUCCACGCUUCAAGAUUGUUUUGAUCACGCAGACUGGGAUGUUCCGGGUAGCUUCCGAAAAUAAUUUAGACGUAUACACUGAAACGGUGACUGAGUUUAUCAGGAAGUGUAUAGGUGAUGUUGUGCCCACUGUGACUAUUAAAACCUACCCUAACCAAAAACCGUGGAUAGACGGCAGCAUUCACGCAAAUGUGAAAGCGCAAACCACCUCAUUCAACUAUGGCAAGGUGACUGGGAAUAUGGCAGAAUACAAACAGUGUAGCUACUCACUCCGCAAGGCAAUUAAACUGGCAAAACAUCAGUAUAGAGACAAAGUGGAGUCGCAAUUCAACGGCUCAGACACGAGACGUAUGUGGCAGGGUCUACAGACAAUCACAGACUACAAAAAGAAAACCAGCCACGUCGCUGACACCGAUGUCUCGCUUCCAGACAAGCUAAACACCUUCUUCACCUGCUUUGAGGAUAACAUAGUGCCACUGACGAGGCCCACUACCAAGGACUGUGGCCUCUCCUUCUCCAUGGCCAACGUGAUUAAGACAUUUAAGCAUGUUAACCCCCGCAAGGCUGCCGGUCCAGACGGCAUCCCUAGCCGCGUCCUCAGAGCAUGCGCAGACCAGCUGGCUGGUGUGUUUAUGGACAUAUUCAAUCUCUCCCUUUCCCAGUCUGCUGUUCCCACAUGCUUCAAGAUGGCCACCAUUAUUCCUGUACCCAAGAAAGCAAAGGUAACUUAACUAAAUGACUAUUGCCUGUAGCACUCACCUCUGUCAUCAUGAAGUCCUUUGAGAGAAUAGUUAAGGAUCAUAUCACCUCUACCUUACCUGUCACCACAGACCCACUUCAAUUUGCUUACCGCCCCAAUAGAUCUACAGACGAUGCAAUCGCCAUCACACUGCACACUGCCCUAUCCCAUCUGGACAAGAGGAAUACCGUUCAUUGUAAGAUUGCUGUUCAUUGACUAUAGCUCAGCAUUCAACACCAUAGUACCCUCCAAGCUCAUCAUUAAGCUCAAGGCCCUGGGUCUGAACCCCGCCCUGUGCAACUGGGUCCUGGACUUCCUGACAGGCCACCCCCAGGUGGUGAAGGUAGGAAACAACAUCUCCACUUCGCUGAUCCUCAACACUGGGGCCCCACAAGGGUGCGUGCUCAGCCCCCUCCUGUACUCCCUGUUCACCCAUGACUGCGGGGCUAAGCACGCCUCCAACUCAAUCAUCAAGUUUGCAGACGACACAACAGUAGUAGGCUUGAUUACCAACAAUGACGUGACCGCCUACAGGGAGGAGGUGAGGGCUCAUCAACAAAACAAAGGAGAUGAUCGUGGACUUCAGGAAACAGCAGAGGGUGGACCCCCCUAUCCACAUCGACGGGACCGCAGUGGAGAAGGUGGAAAGCUUCAAGUUCCUUGGCGUACACAUCACCGACAAACUGAAAUGGUCCACCCACGCAGACAGUGUGGUGAAGAAGGCGCAAUAGAGCCUCUUCAACCUCAGGAGGCUGAAGAAAUUCGGCUUAGCACCUAAAACCCUCACAAACUUUUACAGAUGCACAAUUGAGAGCAUCCUGUCGGGCUGUAUCACCGCCUGGUACGGCAACUGCACUUCCCACAACCGCAGGGCUUUCCAGAGGGUGGUGCGGUCUGCCGAACGCAUUACUGGGGGCAAACUACCUGCCCUCCAAGACACAUACAGCACCCGAUGUCACAGGAAGGCCAAAAAGAUCAUCAAGGACAUCAACCACCCGAGCCACUGCCUGUUCACCCUGCUAUCAUCCAGAAGACGAGGUCAGUACAGGUGCAUCAAAGCUGGGACCGAGAGAAUGAAAAACAGCUUCUAUCUCAAGGUCAUCAGACUGUUAAAUAGCCAUCACUAGCACUUUAGAGGCUGCUGCUGCCUAUUGAAAACGCCAUAAAAAAGCCAGACUACGGUUUGCAACUGCACAUGGGGACAAAGAUCGUACUUUUUGGAGAAAUGUCCUCUGGUCUGAUGAAACAGAAAUAGAACUGUUUGCCCAUAAUGACCAUCGUUAUGCUUGGAGGAAAAAGGGGGUGGCUUGCAAGCCGAAGAACACCAUCCCAACCGUGAAGCAUGGUGGUGACAGCAUCAUGCUGUGGGGGUGCUUUGCUGCAGGAAGGACUGGUGCACUUCACACAAUAGAUGGCAUCAUGAGGAAGGAAAAUUAUGUGGAUAUAUUGAAGCAACAUCUCAAGACAUCAGUCAGGAAGUUAAAGCUUGGUCACAAAUGGGUCUUCCAAAUGGACAAUGACCCCAAGCAUACUUCCAAAGUUGUGGCAAAAUGGCUUAAGGACCAUGAAGUCAAGGUAUUGGAGUGGCCAUCACAAAGCCUGACCUCAAUCCUAUAGAAAGUUUGUGGGCAGAACUGAAAAAGCGUGUGCGAGCAAGGAGGCCUACAAACCUGACUCAGUUACACCAGCUCUGUCAGGAGGAAUGGGCCAAAAUCCCAACUUAUUGUGGGAAGCUUGUGGAAGGCUACCCGAAACGUUUGACCCAAGUUAAACAAUUUAAAGGCAAUGCUACCCAAUACUAAUUGAGUGUAUGUAAACUUCUGACAUAAAUCAUUCUCUCUACUAUUAUUCUGACAUUUCACAUUUUUCAAAUAAAGUGGUGAUCCUAACUGACCUAAGAAAUUGAAUUUUUACUAGGAUUAAAUGUCAGGAAUUGUGAAAAACUGAGUUUAAAUGUAUUUGGCUAAGGUGUAUGUAAACUUCCGACUUCAACUGUAUUUACAUAGUCAGAUAAAAUCAAACUUUAUUUAAAGUGCAUCUAAACAUUUCAGUACACUUGACAUUGAACUGAAAUACACAACAUUAGCUAACUUCUUUAAAUUGUGGAAAUUCUCAGAAGUUAUUGGAUCUUUCCUCAGCUACUGAAUGUGAUUAAUGAAAAUAAUAAAUGAAACAAAAUGGCUGCUGGUUAGAUUUUUCCCACCACAGUAAUUCCCUGUGAAAUCCAAAGCCAUAAAUAUGAUACAAGGCUAAAUCUCACCAGAUGAGCUUUUCAGGCUCAUUUAAAUUCUUUACAAAGCAGCAUAAAUUAUGAACAAAAUGUUUUUUUAUAGGUUUUUGGCUUGUUUUUUUGUUGGCAGUGUUGAAUGUUCGGUACAAGGCUGUACUGUGCGAUUAUAUACUGACUUAAUUUAUAAUUCAUUUGUGAUAAUAACCUUUGUGUGUCUCUAUGCGAUAAGGCUUGUGUGUAUGUGCAUUGUGUCUUUGUAAAUGUGCUUUGUUUGACUACAUCUGUCAAGUCUCUUGUGUGUGUGUGUGUGUGUGUCUCUGCCUGCAUGUGUCUACGUCCCUGGCUCUGUGUUUAUCUACAGAACUUCUAACCGUAUGUCUCUCCCUGUGUGUUCCAGUUCGACCCAGAGAGUUCAGGCUUCAUCAGUACAGAGCGGUUCAGGGACCUGCUGGCGGCCCACGGCUCGGAGCUGGACCCUCACAAGCUGGAGGUUCUAUUGGCCCUCGCCGACGGCAACGCAGACGGAAAGAUCUGCUACCAGGACUUUGUCAACCUGGUGAGAGUCACGAGUCACUUCCUGUUACCAUAGUAACUGAUAACCAUAAUAAUUGUAUAAGCAUAGCAUUGAUUAUACUGUACACCGAUUGGUCAUGUUGAGACAUAUAGUAGAGAGGAAGUGGUCUUAUGAUAUCAACCCUCUAUAAACGCAUCUACACCACUAUCAUCCUUCUACUCACCCAAGUCUCCAUGGAUAUUCCAUGGUAUUAGACAAGACAACACAGCUUGGUCUAAAUUGGCACUUUCACACGUCGUCUAGCUCCUGUUGUGUUUAACUUGAGAGUUUGAACUCUUGACCCUGGACGGUGAAGUCAUCUGGAGAAAUAAUCAAUUGUUUGGAAACGUUUAAAGUUGUGGCCGGUGGGGGGUGGGUUUGUGAAGGUUCCCAACUCUCCCCUCUCACUUUCCCUUUCUCCUAUUCUCUCUUUUUGUCUUCUCCGCUUCCUGCAAAGCUGUCCAUUGUCUUGUACAGUGGGCUGAGAACGGGCCUGUGGGAACUUGUGAAAGGGGAUCUUUGAUUGGUCGGUCCUGGUCAUGUCAAAGGUCAGGGCGAGGAACUGGAAGUGGGACAGAGAGGAAUGAGGAGCAUGUACUCAAGUGAUAUGUGUGUGUGUGUGUGUGUGUGUGUAUGCGUGUGUGUUGGGGGGCGUGGCUGCUAUUGUUACCCACAAAGACCGCCCCUCACCCCCCAUGGCUUUCACAUUCACUGGAACCACAACAGAAGCCAAGCAGGGUGAGGGAAGGAUAGAUGGAGAGAGGGAGGAGGAGGUGUGGGAGUGGGAGUGGGAGACAGGCUUGCUGGGGUUUAUUUGCAGUUCUAGCUUUACUUUGCACAGCUGCCUAUUCCAUAAAGCUGUCAGCGUGAUUGGGAGUUAUUGCCUAGCUCUCUCUUAUCUCUCUCGCUCUCUUUAUCUCCCUGCCUCUUCUCUCCGUCUCCCUCCCUCUCGCCCCUCGCUCUCCUCUCCCUCCCUCUCGCCCCUCGCUCUCCUCUCUCUUCCUCUCACUCCUCUCCCUGACAGUAUCUCCCAGUAUAGCAGUAGAUUGUCCCUGGUCCCUCAGUCCUUGCUGGAUGAAUACCAAUCUCUCUUCGCUGUGGGUGAAUAGAUAGAACAACAUUCCCUUUCUCUCUCUUUUUGAAGAGAAGAGAAAAGAGGACAAGAAUCGCCCCUGCACUGCUGGAAGAAAGAAGACUGUGUCUUUAUGGGGUUGGGCCAUGUGGGGUGACCUGGAGAGGAAUGUGUGUGUGGGGUGUGUGUGUGUGUGUGUGUGUGUGUGUGUGUGUGUGUGUGUGUGUGUGUGUGUGUGUGUGUGUGUGUGUGUGUGUGUGUGCGUGUGGUGCAGAAUGUGUGUGUUUGGUACUGUUUGAUCCCACUCUCUGUUUGGCUUUGGGGCUGGGAGUGGCCAUGGUAACCUACAGUCAUGAAGAAUCCCACACUAUCGCUUGACUGCAAUCAAGACUCACAUAAUUGUGGAUCUAUUCAAUUUGAAUGGUCAUUAUAGAUUGAAGAAUGGUGCUAUUGUAAACUACUUUUAGGAUCGGAGAGAGAAAGAGAGAGAGAGAGAGAGAUGUGGGAAUGAGAGAGAGCGAGAGAGAGAGAAAGAGAGCGAGUGGGAUGAGAGAGAGAGAGAGAGAGAGAGAGAGGGGAAUGAGAGAGAGAGUGAGAGGGGAAUGAGAGAGAGAGAGAGAGAGGGAGAGGAAUGAGGGAGAGAGAGAGAGAGACUUGUCCACAUUCCAUGUUCCAUAGGAGGACCAUGAAUAUUGCUAAUCUGGGUAGAAGGGCUGCGUUGUCAGGCAGCUGCCGCCAGUACUUGGGACGAGGAGAAGGGCUCAGCGGUUGCUAGGUGACGACAGAGGCAUUCUGUUGCUGGGGCGAGGUGGGAGGGUCUGGCAGCGUGGUUGCUGUCACAGUGGGAUGUAGGAUGGAGGGGCUCACAACAUAGGGGAGCUAUGACGACACACUAGGGUGUUGUAGAGAAGCCAGCAAUAGUUUCAAGACCUGUAAGGUUGGAAUUUCACUCAUAACAGUCUCACUCUCUCCAUCUCUCUCUCUCUAUUCCUCUCUCUCCCCUCUCGCAUCCCUCCCUCUCCAUAAAUCUCUCUCUACUUCUCUCUCUCCCUCCUCCCUCCCCUCUCCCUGCUAGAUGUCCAGCAAGCGCAGCAACAGCUUCCGGCGGGCUAUCCUCCAGGGGAGUCGUCAGCUGAAGGGGGCCGGGGCCCUGGGGGAGGAGGUGGGUCUGGGUCUGUCCCAGAGGCUGGUGAGGCACAUUGCCUACGAGACCCUGCCCCGGGAGAUCGACAGGAAGUGGUACUUCGACAGCUACACCUGCUGCCCACCACCCUGGCUCAUCCUGGCUAUCACCAUCGCUGAGGUAAGGUUCCACUCAUGUAGGGGUAAAUCCUAAAUUCUACUUCAGUCAAAUUCUCUUAGUCAUGCAUGAAUGUCAAUGGGAGACUAAGUGAAUAUUCGACUGAAGUGUAAAGUUGGCAUGUGCCCCUGGGAGAUUUAGGGCUUAACCCUUCUGAUGAGGGUUUGAUGCUGUAAAGUAUUGGUUUUGAUAAACAAGAGAACCCUAUCGUUCAACUUCUCUUUUCAAGAUAGUGUGAAUUGCCUUUUGUAAAGUUUGUCCUUCUUUUCUUCUAACUUGGUAGGACUGGGAGAUAGCAACAGUAUCAUUUAUAUUUUGCCCUUGGCUUCAACUCCCCAUUGAGAUAAGCCUUUGAAAUCAGUCUAUACUACUGUGAAACUACAUUGUUCAUGGAGGCAACCUAAAUAUCUCUGUGUUACCCCAGCCUGGGUGCCAGACUGAGAAGAAUGAAAACUAAAAUGUGUCUCUUAGGCUAGUACCCAGGCUAGAUCUUAUAUUCCUCUACAAUAACUUCCCCUCCCGUCCUCUAGGUGGCAGUGUUCAUGUACUAUGGUCUGCAGUUGGACCGCUGGGUGCUGCAGGUGUCCAGUCCCCACUUCCUGAGGGGCCCGCUGCCCUACCACCCCCAACUACGGAUUCAGGCCUGGAGAUACCUCAGCUACGCCUUCAUGCAUGCAGGGUGGGUACCUAGCCUGGGUCGGGGAGGGUAAGACUAUGCCCCCCUAUGAUCAGAUUAUGUCCCAAUAUACACACUUGCAUACUACUUAGUAUUUGGUGAUGUAUUGACCGUGCAUGCUAAUGCUAAGUAUGAAUAUUGGGGCAGACUGGCCAGCUGGCAUUUCGGGUAAAUGCCAGAUGGGCUGGUCCAUUUUUUUAUUGUUAGAAAUGCUAGGGCCGAUUUCUGGUCCCAGUCCGCCCCUGGCUCUCCCCGAAGCCUAUCCUCUGUUAUGUUUGUCAAUCAAGUCCUGGAUGUGCGUGUCACAGUCAUGUACAGUCCUACAGUGCAUUCAGAAAGUAUUCAGACCCCUUGACUUUUUCUACAUUUUGUUAGGUUACAGCCAUAUUCUAAAAUUGAUUAAAUUGUUUUUUUCCUCCUCAAUCUACACACAAAUGUUUUGCAAAUGUAUUAAAAAUUUGAAAUAUCACAUUUACAUAAGUAUUCAGACCCUUUACUCAGUACUUUGUUGAAGCAUCUUUGGCAGCAAUUACAGCCUUGAGUCUUCUUGGGUAUGACACUACAAGCUUGGCACACCUGUAUUUGGGGAGUUUCUCCCAUUCUUCUCUACAGAUCCUCUCAAGCUCUGUCAGGUUUGAUGGGGAGCGUCGCUGCACAGCUAUUUUCAGGUCUCUCCAGAGAUGUUCGAUCGGGUUCAAGUCCGGGGUCUGGCUGGGCCACUCAAGGACAUUCAGAGACUUGUCCCGAAGCCACUCCUAUGUUGUCUUGGCUGUGUGCUUAGGGUCGUUGUCCUGUUGGAAGGUGAACCUUUGCCCCAGUAUGAGGUCCUGAGCACUCUGGAGCAGGUUUUCUCUCUGUACUUUGCUCUGUUAAUCUUUCCCUCAAUUCUGACUAGUCCUCCAGUCCGUGCCGCUGAAAAACAUCCCCACAGCAUGAUGCUGCCACCACCAUGCUUCACGACAGGGAUGGUGCCAGGUUUCCUCCAGACGUGACACUUGGCAUUCAGGCCAAAGAGUUCAAUCUUUGUUUCAUCAGACCAAAGAAUCUUCCCAUGGUCUGAGAGUCCUUUAGGUGCCUUUUGGCAAACUCCAAGCGGGCUGUCAUGUGCCUUUUACUGAGGAGUGGCUUCCGUCUGGCCACUCUACCAUAAAGGCCUGAUUGGUGGAGUGCUGCAGAGAUGGUUGUCCUUCCUUCUGGAAGGUUCUCCCAUCUCCAUAGAGGAACUCUGGAGCUCUGUCAGAGUGACCUUCGGGUUCUUGGUCACCUCCCUGACCAAGGCCCUUCUCCCCCGAUUGCUCAGUUUGGCCGGGCCACCAGCUCUAGGAAGAGUCUUGGUGGUUCAAAUCUUCUUCCAUUUAAGAAUGAUGGAGGCUACUGUGUUCUUUCGGACCUUCAAGGUUGCAUACAUUUGUUGCUACCCUUCCCCAGAUCUGUGCCUCGACACAAUCCUGUCUCAGAGCUCUACGGACAAUUCCUUCAACCUCAAGGCUUGGUUUUUGCUCUGACAUGCACUGUCAACUGUGGGACCUUAUAUAGACAGGUGUGUGCCUUUCCAAGUCAUGUACAAUCAAUUGAAUUUACCACAGGUGGACUCCAAUCAAGUUGAUCAAUGGAAACAGGAUGCACCUGAGCUCAAAUUCGAGUCUCAUAGCAAAGGGUCUGAAUACUUAUAGUACCAGUCAAAAGUUUGGACACACCUACUCAUUCAUGGGGUUUUCUUUAUUUUUACUAUUAUCUACAUUGUAGAAAAAUAGUGAAGACAUCAAAACUAUGAGAUAACACAUAUGGAAUCAUGUAGUAACCAAAAAAGUGUUAAACAAAUCAAAAUAUAUUUUAGAUUUUAGAUUCUUCAAAGUAGACACCCUUUGCCUUGAUGACAGCUUUGCACACUCUUGGCAUUCUCUCAACCAGCUUCAUGACGUAAUAACCUGGAAUGCGUUUCAAUUAACAGGUGUGCCUUGUUAAAAGUUAAUUUGUGGAAUUUCUUUCCUUCUUAAUGCGUUUGAGCCAAUCAGUUGUGUUGUGACAAGGUAGUGGUGGUAUACAGAAGAUAGCCCUAUUUGGUAAAAGUCCAUAUUAUAGCGUGUGUAGAUUAAUGAGGGAAAAAAAUAAUUUAAUCCAUUUUAGAAUAAGGCUGUAACGUAACAAAAUUUGGAAAAAGUCAAGGGGUUUAAAUAUUUUCAGAAUGCACUGUAUACAGUAUAUACAUUGUCAUAUCUACUCUAUGGCUCUGUAGAGCAGUGUUUCUCAAUCUAUUCCUGGAUGUGUGUGUGUCGUGAUAUCACUUAAGUAUCAGCUGUCUCCUUUCCAAAUGAUUAUGCUCCCACACACACACCACAUCUGCUUCGUCAUGAAACAUACACACACACAGCUCUGAGAGAGGCGGAGGCUGCUGGGAAUAUAACCAAAUGUUUAACGUCCCAAAGCUCUGGCUCUCUAUCAGCAGUGCGUGUAGGAGAGGUCGUUCAGUGUUGUGACUGCCACACUCCCAGAAUCCACAUACACGUGUCCUUCAUGCCCACAGAGCCUGCACUCAGCACUGACACAUGUGGGUGCCACAGCAGAAUCCAAAAGACAGGAGUUCUCCUAGUUGUCCCUCUCUCUCUCCCAGCUUAGUGGACAUAGUUUAACCUUCCCAUUUAUAACAUAGCAACGAUAGCAUGCCAAAACCAGGCCAAAAAACCCAGUGUGUUUCAGCCUCAGAUAUUAUGAACACAUUGGUUUAAAAUCCCUACAGCGGAGGUAUCCAUAGAAACAAAUCCCCAAACAGAAUAAAAUCUAUGAGUUGUUUUGUUGAAGCGUACAAGAGUCCUCUUGGUGUAGUGAGAGAAUGAGAGAAUCAUUGUAGUUGACAAUGAGACAAGGGCGAUAUUGAUUGGCUUGUGGAGGAGCAAGGCUUUGUCCAAAUACACAAGGACGUUCCACUGGAGAUUAAAAGGACUAUUCAUUUCCCAAUGCUAACCAGUCCAAGAGGGAUGCCUCCACACACACACACACACACACAUGCACACACACACACACACACACACACACACACACACACACGCACACACAAAAACACACACACAAAAACACACACACACAUACAGAAAUGCACAUGCACACACACAAACACACACACGUUCCUAUGAGAAUACAUCCCGUUGUCUCUACACAAUGGCACAGACAAAUACAUGGAUCACUGUCAUUCUCUAGACAACCACAAAGGAAAACAAAGAACGCAAUGCUGUUUUCACUGAGCUGCUGUACAGUACACUCAAUGCCAGCUUAAAGGCGGGAAAAUAAGUCAAAUCCUGCUUUUACAUUGAUGAUAACAUAAGGAGUUAAGCAGCCGAAACGUGAUAGAGCAGAGAUGCCGUUCAAAUCUUAAGUGUCUGGGAAAUGGCUUAGUCUUUGGUCAAUGGUAAUCUACAAAAAUUUGUCCUAGACCCCCUAAAAUAAAAAAUACAAUACAAAGUUCCUUCUACCAGACAGCAGCUAGUCCUACCUGUAGAGUUAGUGGAGGGUUGUCCUGUGCUGUUUGUGGACAGAUACAGUUGAAGUCGGAAGUUUACAUACACUUAGGUUGGAGUCAUUAAAACUUGUUUUUCAACCACUCCACACAUUUCUUGUUAACAAACUAUAGUUUUGGCAUGUCGGUUAGGACAUCUACUUUGUGCAUGACACAAGUAAUUUUUCCAACAAUUGUUUACAGACAGAUUAUUUCACUUAUAAUUUACUGUAUCACAAUUCCAGUGGGUCAGAAGUUUACAUACACUAAGUUGACUGUGCCUUUAAACAGCUUGGAAAAUUCCAGGAAAUUAUGUCAUGGCUUUAGAAGCUUCUGAUAGGCUAAUUGACAUAAUUUGAGUCAAUUGGAGGUGUACCUGUGGAUGUAUUUCAAGGCCUACCUUCAAACCCAGUGCCUCUUUGCUUGACAUCAUGGGAAAAUCAAAAGAAAUCAGCCAAGACCUCAGAAAAUAAAUUGUAGACCUCCACAAGUCUGGUUCAUCCUUGGGAGCAAUUUCCAAACGCCUGAAGGUACCACGUUCAUCUGUACAAACAAUAGUACGCAAGUAUAAACACCAUGGGACCACGCAGCUGUCAUACCGCUCAGGAAGGAGACGCGUUCUGUCUCCUAGAGAUGAACGUACUUUGGUGUGAAAGUGCAAAUCAAUCCCAGAACAACAGCAAAGGACCUUGUGAAGAUGCUGGAGGAAACAGGUACAAAAGUAUCUAUAUCCACAGUAAAACAAGUCCUAUAUCGACAUAACCUGUAAGGCCGCUCAGCAAGGAAGAAGCCACUGCUCCAAAACCGCCAUAAAAAAGCCAGACUACGGUUUGCAACUGCACAUGGGGACAAAGAUCGUACUUUUUGGAGAAAUGUCCUCUGGUCUGAUGAAACAAAAAUGGUACUGUUUGGCCAUAAUGACCAUCGUUAUGUUUGGAGGAAAAAGGGGGCAGCUUGCAAGCCGAAGAACACCAUCCCAACCGUGAAGCACAGGGGUGGCAGCAUCAUGCUGUGGGGGUGCUUUGCUGCAGGAGGGACUGGUGCACUUCACAAAAUAGAUGGCAUCAUGAGGAAGGAACAUUUUGUGGAUAUAUUGAAGCAACAUCUCAAGACAUCAGUCAGGAAGUUAAAGCUUGGUUGCAAAUGGGUCUUCCAAAUGGACAAUGACCCCAAGCAUACUUCCAAAGUUGUGGCAAAAUGGCUUAAGGACCAUGAAGUCAUGGUAUUGGAGUGGCCAUCACAAAGCCCUGACCUCAAUCCUAUAGACAAUUUGUGGGCAGAACUGAAAAAGCGUGUGCGAUCAAGGAGGCCUACAAACCUGACUCAGUUACACCAGCUCUGUCAGGAGGAAUGGGCCCAAAUUCACCCAACUUAUUGUGGGAAGCUUGUGGAAGGCUACCCGAAACGUUUGACCCAAGUUAAACAAUUUAAAGGCAAUGCUACCCAAUACUAAUUGAGUGUAUGUAAACUUCUGACCCACUGGGAAUGUGAAGAAAGAAAGAAAAGAUAAAUAAAUCAUUCUCUCUACUAUUAUUCGGACAUUUCACAUUCUUAAAAUAAAGUGCCGAUCCUAACUGACCUAAGACAGGGAAUUUUUACUAGGAUUAAAUGUUAGGAAUUGUGAAAAACUGAGUUUAAAUGUAUUUGGCUAAGGUGUAUGUAAACUUCUGACUUCAACUGUAUGUGCAUUCUGUUUGUGUUGUUGUAGGAUUGGGAGGGUAUCAGCAGUGUUGUUGAGCCAGUGAAGGGAUUACAUUGUGGAGGGGUGUAAUAUGUCGGACAUAUCACAGUCAGAGAGAUCACUACGCAGCCAGUCAGAUAGAUAGAGAGAGGAGAUGAGGGACACUGUAAAAGCCUGUUAGGGAUCCAGCACCAUCGUUGGACUGAGAGGACAGAGCUAAAAUCUCAGCCAAUGAUGACGCAUCAAACGUGUCAACUGCCAGCACAUGGCAGCAGGAGCCAAGCAAUGCUGGAUCAAUACUGAGACAUCAUCUACAAAAGGUUUACCGGAGGUUUAUUGCUGUUCCUGAAGUGUUCCCAGAAUGUUGAUGCACUAGCACUAGAGCCAAAACCAGUGGAUAGCACUGCUGCAAUACAGUUGGCCUAGUUCGGAUGUUGUAGUAAAGCCUACAUGUUAACUCCUUUCCCUCCACAAGCAUAUUAUCCCCAGUCACCAUUGGCCCUUUAAACAUGUGUUGUUGUUGAUAAUGGCGGUAUGAGCUGCUUCCUAGAGCUGCUGUAAGCCCCCUCAGGGGAGACUAUUACAGUAUGUUCACUAGAUAACCAAUGUAUGUUAAAUGUCUUACUUGCUCUGUGGGCACGAUUAUCUUCAGCAACACAUUGCCUCUCCAUCCAUCCAUCCAUCCAUCCAUCCAUCCAUCCAUCCAUCCAUCAUCCAUCCACCAUCCAUCCAUCCAUCCAUCAUCUCAACCAUCAUCCAGCAUCAGCAUCCAUCCUCCAUCAUCCAUCAGCCUCCUCCACCAUCCAGGCUACAACAUUGGGUGGGUAAUUUAAUUUACGAAUUAUUUGCGUUCUAUUAGCAUUUUAUUAGAGUUCUUUAUUACCUAGGAACACAUUAUCAGGCCAGUAUAGGCUAAUUAAACCAGAUUAACCGUGGGAACGGCGCGGAUAAGACAUGUAGGCUGUGGCGCAUGGUGGAGGGGGUAGAGUAAGGCUGAGUGUAGCAAUUAAAGUAACUGUAGGCACGGACGCUCCUACAAACGGAUCCUAAAGCUAUAGAGGCAUCCAAUACAGAGACUUAAAACAAAUGUCCGGGCCCGGAUUCAUACAGCAUCUCAGAGUAGGAGUGCUGAUCUUGGAUCAGUUUGACCUUUUAGAUCAUAAUUCAUGAGAUUAGGUGUACUCAGAGCAUGCGCGGACCAACUGUCAAGUGUCUUCACUGACAUUUUCAAUCUCUCCCUGACCGAGUCUAUAAUACCUACAUGUUUCAAGCAGACCACCAUAGUCCCUGUGCCCAAGAAAUGAAGGUAACCUGCCUAAAAGACUACCGCCCCGUAGCACUCACGUCGGUAGCCAUGAAGUGCUUUGAAAGGCUGGUCAUGGCUCACAUUAACACCAUCAUCCCGGAAACCCUAGACCCACUCCAAUUCGGAUACCGCCCCAACAGAUCCACAGAUGACGCAAUCGCACUCCACACUGCCCUUUCCCACCUGGACAAAAGGAACACCUAUGUGAGAAUGCUGUUCAUUGACUACAGCUCAGCGUUCAACACCAUAGUGCCCACAAAGCUUAUCACUAAGCUAAGGACCCUGGAACUAAACACCUCCCUCUGCAACUGGAUCCUGGACUUCCUGACGGGCCGCCGCCAGGUGGUAAGGGUAGGCAACAACACAUCUGCCACGCUGAUCCUCAACACGGGGUUCCCUCAGGGGUGCACGCUAAGUCCCCUCUUGUACUCCCAAGUACGACUCCAACACCAUCAUUAAGUUUGCUGACGACACAACGGUGGUAGGCCUGAUCACCGACAAUGAUGAGACAGCCUAUAGGGAGGAGGUCAGAGACCUGGCAGUGUUGUGCCAGGACAACAACCUCUCCCUCAACGUGAGGAAGACAAAGGAGAUGAUCGUGGACUACAGGAAAAGGAGGGCCGAACACGCCCCCAUUCACAUCGACGGGGCAGUGGAGCGGGUCGAGAGUUUCAAGUUCCUUGGUGUCCACAUCACCAACAAACUAUCAUGGUCCAAACACACCAAGAAAGUCGUGAAGAGGGCACGACAAUGCCUUUUCCCCCUCAGGAGACUGAAAAGAUUUGGCUUGGGUCCCGAGAUCCUCAAAAAUGUAUACAGCUGCACCAUCGAGAGGAUCCUGACCGGUUGCAUCACCACCUGGUAUGGCAACUGCUCGGCAUCCGACCGUAAGGCGCUACAGAAGGUAAUGCGUACAGCCCAGUACAUCACUGGGGCCAAGCUUCCUGCCAUCCAGGACCUACAGUGGGGAAAAAAAGUAUUUAGUCAGCCACCAAUUGUGCAAGUUCUCCCACUUAAAAAGAUGAGAGAGGCCUGUAAUUUUCAUCAUAGGUACACGUUAACUAUGACAGACAAAAUGAGAAAAAAAAUAUUUUGUUAUUUACUUCGAUCUGGAGACUGGCUAGGCCACUCCAGGACCUUGAAAUGAUUCUUACGAAGCCACUCCUUCGUUGCCCGGGCGGUGUGUUUGGGAUCAUUGUCAUGCUGAAAGACCCAGCCACGUUUCAUCUUCAAUGUCCUUGCUGAUGGAAGGAGGUUUUCACUCAAAAUCUCACGAUACAUGGCCCCAUUCAUUCUUUCCUUUACACGGAUCAGUCGUCCUGGUCCCUUUGCAGAAAAACAGCCCCAAAGCAUGAUGUUUCCACCCCCAUGCUUCACAGUAGGUAUGGUGUUCUUUGGGUGCAACUCAGCAUUCUUUGUCCUCCAAACACGACGAGUUGAGUUUUUACCAAAAAAGUUCUAUUUUGGUUUCAUCUGACCAUAUGACAUUCUCCCAAUCCUCUUCUGGAUCAUCCAAAUGCACUCUAGCAAACUUCAGACGGGCCUGGACAUGUAUUGGCUUAAGCAGGGGGACACGUCUGCACUGCAGGAUUUGAGUCCCUGGCGGCGUAGUGUGUUACUGAUGGUAGGCUUUGUUACUUUGGUCCCAGCUCUCUGCAGGUCAUUCACUAGGUCCCCCCGUGUGGUUCUGGGAUUUUUGCUCACCGUUCUUGUGAUCAUUUUGACCCCACGGGGUGAGAUCUUGCGUGGAGCCCCAGAUCGAGGGAGAUUAUCAGUGGUCUUGUAUGUCUUCCAUUUCCUAAUAAUUGCUCCCACAGUUGAUUUCUUCAAACCAAGCUGCUUACCUAUUGCAGAUUCAGUCUUCCCAGCCUGGUGCAGGUCUACAAUUUUGUUUCUGGUGUCCUUUGACAGCUCUUUGGUCUUGGCCAUAGUGGAGUUUGGAGUGUGACUGUUUGAGGUUGUGGACAGGUGUCUUUUAUACUGAUAACACGUUCAAACAGGUGCCAUUAAUACAGGUCAUGAGUGGAGGACAGAGGAGCCUCUUAAAGAAGAAGUUACAGGUCUGUGAGAGCCAGAAAUCUUGCUUGUUUGUAGGUGACCAAAUACUUAUUUUCCACCAUAAUUUGCAAAUAAAUUAAUAAAAAAUCCUACAAUGUGAUUUUCUGGAUUUUUUUUCCUCAAUUUGUCUGUCAUAGUUGACGUGUACCUAUGAUGAAAAUUACAGGCCUCUCUCAUCUUUUUAAGUGGGAGAACUUGCACAAUUGGUGGCUGACUAAAUACUUUUUUCCCCCACUGUAUGUACUAGGCGGUGUCAGAGGAAGGCCCAAAAAAUUGUCAAAGACUCUAGUCAUUCAAGUCAUAGACCUUUCUCUCGGCUACCGCACAGCAAGCGGUACCGGAGCGCCAAGUCUAGGUCCAAAAGGCUCCUUAACAGCUUCUACCCCCAAGCCAUAAGACUGCUGAACAAUUAAUCAAAUGGCCACCCGGACUAAUAGCAUUUUUACACUGCUGUUCCUUGCUGUUUAUUAUCUAUGCAUAGUCACUUUACCCCUGUCUACAUGUACAAAUGACCUCAACUAACCUGUACCCCCACACAUUGACUCGGUACCGGUACCCCCUGUAUAUAACCUCAUUAUUGUUCUUUUAUUUUAUUCUGUUACUUUUAUUUUUAUUUUAUUAGUUUAUUCAGUAAAUAUUUUCUUAACUCUAUUUCUUAAACUGCGUUGUUGGUUAAGGGCUUGUAAGUAAGCAUUUCACGGUAAGGUCUACACCUGUUGUAUUCGGCGCAUGUGACAAAAAAUUUGAUUUUAUUUAGAUUACAUGAACAGGGGGACCUGAUCCUAGAUCAGGCCUUCUACUCCCAGGAUUGAAACAUUGCUCUACAGAUAAAAUAUAUAAUAUGACCAUAAACUGUAUAUGACUGUGGAUGUGUCCUGUCCUUUAACUAACGGCUGUGUGUUGUGUCCCAGCAGGAUAGAACACCUGGGUCUGAACAUGGCCAUGCAGCUGCUGGUGGGAGUCCCUCUGGAGAUGGUCCAUGGAGCGCUGAGGAUAGGACUGGUCUACGUGUGUGGCGUACUGGCAGGUGAGUACUGGAUUAGGGUACACACACAAACUGACGGAUGAACACACACACAGGGUGCAGGUGCACGCACGCAUACACACACACACACACACACACAUCUCCCAGCCUUCAUGUUCAUAAACGGGCCUGGUCCCAUCUGAGUAGGUGUGUGUAUUCAACCCCCUGCUAUCAGGCUUCACCCCACUGUGUUUGGAUAACAGUCAUUCAGAACACACGGAUGUUUGGGACAGAUGGGCUUGUGUUCUGACAGGGUUUCUUGUUGUGUCUCUUCAAAGGCUUGGUUUUUUUUCUGACAAUGUUGAGCGUCAAUGUUCCCCCACCGGUCCAGGACAACAGAGAGAGGGGGAAGUGAAUCAUCUCAAAACACAUUCCAGAGAGAGAGAGAAGGAGGGAUUGAGGGAGGGAGGUAAAGGAGAGAGAGAGACUUGUUCAUGUUCCAUAGGAGGUCCAUGAACAUUGAGAGAGAGCAAAAGGACCAAGCCUACUAGGAUGUUAUGCAUCAGAGAGAGGAAGAGGCUUUGAAGGCAAAUGUCAUCUCUAGCUCCCUAGUGACAUUAGCUGCUAAUGUCAUUUGAACGCCCAGGGCUCCCCUAUCUCCCUCUGCCUCCCCUCCCUCCUCUCUCCCCUCUCCCCCCGGCCCAGCUCAGGCUUGGCUCAUUGUGGCUCAGUGCUCAGUGAUUACCAUAUGACCAUGGGGUAUGUUCUACACUGCGUACUCAUCAUGCAGUGUACAUGAGGAGUGGUGAUAAUCCAGCUUUAGCUUCAACUACCUCUGGAGCCAAACAAAUAUUAUCAGGGAUUUCUGCCUGCUGCCCUCUGGGAACUAAAUGCUCAGGAAAUAUUUGGAGUGGAAAUAUUUGGAUGAAAAUUGAUGAUGUUUGAGAGACGUGUGGGGAUAUUUAGCAGGGAUAUAACAGCCCUGUGGGUGAGUGGGAAGAAGCUGUAGAAGGGCAGGGUAAGGGAUUGCCAGCAGAGAGUGCAAUGGUGAUUAAAUGAUCACAUCUCCCAUUCCGUGUGUGUGUGUGUUUAUUUUACAUUGGCGUGUGUGUUUGUGUUUAUGUUGGUGUGUGUUUGUGGAGAUAAAUACUCUAUAUGUGUAUGAGGCUUUGUAUCUGGUGUGUACACAGAAGCCUUUUGGCCCCAGCUGUAUUGGCCUGUAUCUAUAACCCCCCCCCCCCCACACACACACACACACACACUCACACACAGAUAGUGGUGGUACUGAGAGGGUCACUGUCCCCACGGGAACCUGCUGGUUAAUUAGAUAUCGACCCACUGGAAGGAGGAGUGUAUGUGUGUGUCUGUGUGUGUGUGUGUGUGUGUGUGUGUGUGUGUGUAGGGAGGUUGUCUUUGUGUUGUUUUGUCUGGGAUAAUGUUGUUAUGGUGGGAAGGCUCAGAGUCAGAGGUGAAAAGGGACUCAGGUGACCAGCGAGAAGUCAAUACUUAGAGAGACUCAUGAUCGAAUGCCUGCACAAACAACAAAAACACAUACACACAUCAUAUGUUUUACUAUCCUUGUGGGGACCUAAAAUUGUUUUCCAUUAAAUAUCCUAUUUUCCUUAAACCAUAAAUCCUAACGCUAACCCCUUAUCCUUACCCUAAUUCCUGCCCUACCCUAAUUGUAACCCAAACCCUAAACCUAACCCCUAAGCCUAAAAUAGUAUUUGUCCAAAUGUCCUCACAAGUGAUAAUGUUCCUUGUUUUACUAUCCUUGUGGGGACUUUUGGGGAUUUCCGGUACCCACAAGGAUAGUAAUACAAGCCCACACACACUCUCACACACACACACACACACACACACACACACACACACACACACACACACAUACGUAGAGACACAGAGAGAGAGAGAGAUAAACACUGAAUUGCCACUUUCUGUAUCUGAUUAUUAUACGUAGAGACACACAGAGACACACAGAGAGAGAGAGAGAAACACUGAAUUGCCACUUUCUGUAUCUGAUUAUUAUAAGAUGACUCUGAAGUUUUAAAGGACAGUCAGUAACUUUGAACACUACCUGUCUCUGUUGAUGAGUAGCACUGAUGCUGUGUAGAUAAUGUGGCCAAACGUAGUAUUCCCUCAUUGGCAGCAGGAUUCAUCUCUGUGUCCUAGUUUGGAAGUUUAACCAACAAACAAGAUAAAUGACACAUCAGUUUCUCACCCAACAACUGACCCAUUGGGCCUCCAGAGAGGCUACAAAGGGAAGGAAGUCCUUUAGUGGGUGUGGGUGUUGUUACAGUGAUAAAACAAUAAUAUUAACAGAGAUAAUUGUGGUAAUAAUGGUCUUCCCAUCUGUCUACACACACACACCUUGAGCAGAGGAACCAGGGUGGUGUUUGUUGUCUAACAGGUGUAUGUGUCUCUCUCUUUGUGUGUGUAUAUUUCUCUCUCUCUUUCUGUUUCUGUGUGUUUGUGUGUGUGUGUGUCUCAGGAAACAUGUAAUCAUCUGCUUAGAUCUCCAUUUAGUGAUUGAUGCUUAAAUACAUUUUAAUUACACACACACACCUCCUCUGCUUUGAUCUAAAUGACACCUGGUAAGAGCCUACUUCAGGAAGAGCACUAGCUACUUCAACUAGUUCAGGUAUUUCAGUUAAUACAGUACAUUCAUACAUUUCUAGUUAGUUGAUGAUGUGAUGUACUGUUAAACUUCUAAGUGAUGAUUUAGUGGCUGCUUGGUCUCAGUGUGUGUGUGUGUGUGUGUGUGUGUGUGUGUGUGUGUGUGUGUGUGUGUGUGUGUGUGUGUGUGUGUGUGUGUGUGGUGUGUGUGAGCGUGCUCAUAUGUACAUACAUGUGUAUUUGUAUGCAUGAACAGUAUUUGUAUGACUUCAGAUAUGCAGUGGUGUAAAGUACACUACGUAAAAAUACUUUAAAGUACUACUUAAGUAGUUUUUUGGGGUAUCUGUACUUUACUUUACUAUUUAUAUUUUUGACUACUUUUACUUUUACUUCACUACAUUCCUAAAGAAAAUAAUUUACUUUUUACUCCAUAUAUUUUCCCUGAAACCCAAAAGUACUCGUUACACUUUGAAUGCUUAGCAGGACAGGAAAAUGGUCCAUUCACACACUUAUCAAGAGAACAUCCCUGGUCAUCCCUACUGCCUCUGAUCUGGCGGGCUCACUAAACAUUUUUACAUUUACAUUUUAGUCAUUUAGCAGACGCCCUUAUCCAGAGCGACUUACAGGAGCAAUUAGGGUUAAGUGCCUUGCUUAAGGGCACAUCGACAGAUUUUCACCUAGUCGGCUCAGGGAUUAGAAUCAGCGACCUUUCGGUUACUGGCACAACGCUCUUACCCACUAAGCUACCGCUCUUACAUGCUUCGUUUGUAAAUGAUGGCUGAGUGUUGGAGUGUACCCCUGGCUAGCCAUAAAUUACAAAAACAAGAAAAUGGUGCCGUCUAGUUUGCUUAAUAUAAGGAAUUUUAAAUGAUUUAUUCUUUUACUUUUGAUACUUAAGUAUAUUUUAGCAAUUACAUUUACUUUGAUACUUAAGUAUAUUUAAAACCAAAUACUUUUAGACUUUUACUCAAGUAGUAUUUUACUGGGUGACUUUCACUUUUACUUGAGUCAUUUUCCAUUAAGGUAUCUUUACUUUUACUCAAGUAUGACAAUUGGGUACUUUUUCCACCACUGCACAUACUGUAUGUGUGUUUGUGCCUGGGCUCACCCCUUCAUUGGCAAGAUUAGCAAACUUAGGCAUGACAUGCCAGCAACAAACGCUGACACUACACAUCCAAGUAUAACUGGUCAAAUUAUGAAAGACAAGCAUUGUAAUUUUGAAUUCCGUAAAGUGAGUGUGGAAGAGGUGAAAAAAAGUAUUGUUGUCUAUCAACAAUAACAAGCCACUGGGGUCUGAGAACUUGGAUGGAAAAUUACUAUGGAUAAUAGCAGACGAUAUUGAAACUCCUAUUUGCCGUAUCUUCAAUCUAAGCCUACUAGAAAGUGUGUGCCCUCAGGUCUGGAGGGAAGCAAAAGUAAUUCCGCUACCCAAGAAUAGUAAAGCCCCCUUUACUGGCUCAAAUAGCUGACCAAUCAGCCUGUUACCAACCCUUAUUAAACUUUUUGAGAAAAUAAUUGUUUGACCAGAUACAAUGCUAUUUUACUGUAAACAAAUUGACAACAGACUUUCAGCAUGCUUAUAGGGAAGGACAUUCAACAAGCACAGCACUUACAGAAAUUACUGAUAAUUGGCUGAGAGAAAUUGAUGAUAAAAAGAUUGUGGGAGCUGUUUUGUCAGAUCAUAGUCUGCUGCUGGAAAAAAACGUAUGUGUUAUGGCUUUACACCCCUCGCUAUAUUGUGGAUAAAGAGUUACUUGUCUAACAGAACACAGAGGGUUUUCUUUAAUGGAAGCCUAUCCAACAUAAUCCAGGUAGAAUCAGGAAUUCCCCAGAGCAGCUGUCUAGGCCCAUUACUUUUUUCAAUCUUUACUAAUGACAUGCCACUGGCUUUGAGUAAAGCCAGUGUGUCUAUGUAUGCGGAUGACUCAACACUAUACAUGUCAGCUACUACAGCGAGUGAAAUCACUGCAACACUUAACAAAGAGAUGCAGUUAGUUUCAGAAUGAGUGGCAAGGAAUUAGUUAGUCCUAAAUAUUUCAAAACUGAAAGCAUUGUAUUUGGGACAAAUCAUUCACUUAACCCUAAACCUAAACUAAAUAUUGUACUAAAUGAUGUGGACAUUUAGCAAGUUGAGGUGACUAAACUGCUUGGAGUAACCCUGGAUUGUAAACUGUCAUGGUCAAAACAUGUUGAUACAACAAUAGCUAAGAUAGGGAGAAGUCUGUCCAUAAUAAAACACUGCUCUGCCUUCUUAACAACACUAUCAACAAGGCAGGUCCUACAGGCCCUAGUUUUGUCGCACCUGGACUACUGUUCAGUCGUGUGGUCAGGUGCAACAAAGAGGGACCUCGGAAAAUUACAAUUGGCUCAGAACAGGGCAGCCCGGCUGGCCCUUAAAUGUACACGGAGAGCUAACAUUAAUAAUAUGCAUGUAAAUCUCUCAUGGCUCAAAGUGGAGGAGAAAUUGACUUCAUCACUACUUGUUUUUGUAAGAAGUGUUGAGGUGUCUGUUUAAACUACUAGCACAUAGCUCGGACACCCAUGCAUAUCCCACAAGACAUGCCACCAGAGGUCUCUUCACAAUCCCCAAGUCAAGAACAGACUAUGGGAGGCACACAGUACUACGUAGAGCCAUGGCUACAUGGAACUCUAUUCAGUUUUAAAAAACAGAUACAAAUACACCUUAUGGAACAGAGGGGAAUGUGAAGAGACACACACAGGCACAGACACACGCUUACACAUACACAUGAUAAGACACGCACUCUACACACACGUACACAUGGGUUUUGCAUUGUAGAUAUGUGGUAGUAGAGUAAUGGCCUGAGGGAAUGCACUUAAUGUGUUGUGAAAAGUGUUAUGAAAUGUAAUGUACAUUUUAAAUUGUAUAUAACUGCCUUAAUGUUGCGGGACCCAGGAAAAGUAGCUGCUUCUUGGCAGCAGCUAAAGGGGAUCCUUAAUAAAUACAAAAUACAAAAAUACCCCUUGCUGUUUUCCUUCCAUAAAUAGCAGCUUGAUUGUGAUUACUUAUUAUGGUAUGGUGAUUUAACCUUUUACUGCAGUGGGCUAAAUCCUGGUCACACACUGUUUCUUGGUAGUCUUAAACAAAUCUACUUUGAAACAAAAGUUUUCAACUCACACACGUGAUUAUGGGCUUAAGAAAAAUAAGACAACUGUACCAUGUCAGAUAUAGUCUAAAUGUAUUCAAUUUUGAGUUUGCAUCCCAAUAUUACAAUUUAUACUGUAUACAUCACAGAAGACUGAAAUAUAACAAAACCUUUUGACAUAGAAACACCGGAUUUUCGGCGUAAAAAAAGUAUAAUGUUAAUAACAUUCCACCCAUGAGGCCACUAGGUCAUUUGACUGCAGGAAAGGGCUGCUAUAGUGAAGCUCCCACAGAGCAGACUCUUCAUGACAGCAGCCAUACCUAUAUACACAUACAGUGGAGAUCAUUCAUCACAUGUUCCCCUGCGUCUCAUGUAGUUAGCAUCCAUAAUUCAAGCAAGCCGGCCAAUGGUCGCUGAGCUAAGGUGUGGGGAGGAUACACCCCUGGGGUAUAGUGUGUGGGGGUAGGUGGGCGGGCGUGCAUGUGUUUGUGUGUGUCUGCGCACACAUGCCUGCAUAUAGAGUGUGUGUGUCAGAACUCCUCUGUCCACACACCCUCCUAGGGAAUACUAUGAACUCUCUCUCCCCCCCCAGCAAGCAGUUCUCUAUUGCUCUGGUUGUAUCUGUUGCUCUGGUUGUAUUACACCAAUGUUCACUGGGGAUUCAAUCAUUCACUUGCCCCAUAUUCACUCCUUUCAAUGCCUGGACAAUUUAGUCCCGUGUAGCUCAGUUGGUAGAGCAUGGCGUUUGCAACGCCAGGGUUGUGGGUUCGUUUCCCACGGGGGACCAGUAUGAAAAAAACUAAAAACAUGUAUGCACUCACUAACUGUAAGUCGCUCUGGAUAAGAGUGUCUGCUAAAUGACUAAAAUGUAAAAUGUAAAUGGUUGACUCUUCUGUGAAUGGGGUGAAUUGGUGCCACGAUGGUACCAGUGGUAACCUUUAUUCAGUGUAACACUAACAGUCUACUAACAGACUGUGUUGAUACAUAUUAUUCUUAAAAUGAUCAAUGGCGACUAAUGUAAGCCUCUGUUUGUGCUUCAACACAACAACAAAAAACAUCACGAGUGACUGCAUUCAUAUACAGUGUCUACUGUUUCUACCUAUGAAUGUUAUUUAUUUGAAGCUGCUCAUUGAAUCAAUGAUUAUUAUUCAAAGCUGCUCUGAGAUACAUUAUGGCUAUGGAUAUGAAUUGACAUAUUGAAUAUGAAUUGCCCCAGUGAAUAUGAAGGUGAUUGAUUAUUUGAUUGAUUCAAACCUCUGACCUCUAACCUCUGACCCUGGCAGGCUCCCUGGCCGUGUCUGUCACUGAUAUGACUGCUCCGGUGGUGGGGUCGUCUGGAGGAGUCUACGCCCUGGUCUCAGCACACCUGGCCAACGUCGUCAUGGUAAGGGUGUGUGUGUGUGUGUGUGUGUGUGUGUGUGUCAGAGCAGCUCUCUUGUCAUGAGAUAACUAUCAUGCUCAGACAUACAUCAUGUGGCAUCAAAGCAGGGCAUUCUGGGGCCCAGCAGGUGCUCUGUCUGUCUAUGGAUUCCAUACAUUCCUGCCUUUCAGCUUUCCCAUUUACAAAGAGAGGAAGUGUGUGUCGACUAUCUAGUGUUGAAAAGUGUUUCUCUCUGUGUGUGUGUGUGUGUGUGUGUGUGUGUGUGUGUGUGUGUGUUGCACGUGAGUGAGUGUGCACUGUGUCGAGUUGAAGAGUGUACACAUCCUAUCAGGGAUGGGAAUUAGAUCAUGGUCAUAUAACUUGAUUUUCUCCCAUUCCGAGGCUGAAUGUAAAUUCACCUUUGACCUUAGCUAUGCUCUGAUUGGUUCAGUCCAUGCAUACUACACUACAAGGUCAUGACCUUAGAAGUAGGGGCCAUAAGGCCAUACCGCUGUCUAUAUAAUAGGAUGGUCCCAGUCAUCAACUAUUUACACUGGUGGGCCCUUCACAGUCCUCAGGAGUCCUUCCUCCUACAACAACAAGCAAAGAGAGAAGGUCAAGGGUCAUCAUGUGAUAUCUUUUUUUGGCUCUGAAAGCUAUCAUGAAAGGGGAAAGAUAUGUUAUUGUUGUAAUCUAUGUGUCACUCUGAAUGUUGACAGUUCUGUAAGUCGCUUUGGAUAAAAGUGUCUGUUACAUUACUGUAUUAAGCAUUUAAUGAAAGAGGCUUAGUGUCAUGGAUUGUGGUAUCAUUAUUAAUAGGGCCAGGAGUUUUUCCUGGUCAGGCUACGUGGUCAGGGACAAACCCAGGUCCAUGUUAUCUAACAUGGGAAAACUCCUGGCCUGAAUCAUAAACCCUUCAUAUUGCACUCUCUCUCACUCCUUUUCUCAUCAACUCACUCUGCUCCUCUCUCCCCAGAACUGGUCAGGAAUGAAAUGUCAGUUUAAGCUGUUCCGGAUGGCCAUGGCUCUGGUCUGCAGUAAGUCUGUCUAAACUCUGAAGUUUCUCUAUAUUAAAAUCCUAUCUGAGAUACCCCAGUCCCUACAGCACUGAAGGACUAGCUACGGCCUGCAGGUAAUCAAAACCAACACACAGUUUAUUUGGAUCAUUAAAAAACUAAGUCGCUAGAGGGACCUCCACCCUUGCGUACUGUUACAACAACCUUGCUCUUGACCUAGUUAGUAACGUGGUGGAUGUAGGUUUGUAGACAGGAAGGGCCCUGUGGCUAGCAAUAGAAGCAUAGAAAGAACAGACCCACCCAUGUAAGAUUAAUGUGAGCAACGAGGACGGGUUUGUUGUGGUCUUAACCUUUAUAGUACAUAACCAACUUCUUCUUUUUCACUUUAGUAUAAGCAUACUCUUACAAUUUGGCGAGUUACCAUGAUUUGUAAGAGAUAAACAUAGCAGUAUUUACAAUAAACUAAAACUAAAAAGGUUGUAAUAUAAAAAUAACAAUAUCACUUGUUCACUAUGGAAACAUUACUAUAACAUUAUCGUAACACAUCUCUCUCUCUCCACCCUCAUCAGUGAGUGUGGAGUUCGGCCGUGCCGUGUGGCUGCGGUUCUACCCGCCGGCCUUCCCGCCCUGCCCCAACCCCAGCUUCGUGGCCCACCUGGGAGGUGUCAUGGUGGGGCUCACCCUGGGAGUUGUAGUCCUCCAGAACUACGAGCAGCGGCUCCAGGAGCAGUCUCUAUUCUGGAUCUUCUUCUCCGUCUACUUCCUCUUUGUCCUCUGUGCUGUCUUCUGGAAUGUCUUUGCCUACAGCCUGCUGGACGUCCGGCUCCCCCCAACGCCAUGAACUCCGGAGGGGGCUACGUGAGCUGCCUCGCCCCCUCCCCUCCAGCUCUCCAGGCCUCCGAACUAGACUGGUCUCAAUAGUGCAGUGCUGCAUGCUAAACCAGUUGGGCUUUUCAGAGAAAUCUCAGAGAAGACUGAGAGGGCCAACUACGUACUUCAGAUCCAAUGGAACAGAACUGUCUAGGUCCAAGACUUCAGAAUUGGUAUCUUCAUUCUAGAGUACUGUAUAGAACAGAGUAUGGCGGCACCUCCUCUUAAACCCAAUGGUGCCUAUUACUCUAAGAAAGAGGUUAUUAUGACAGCUUGCUUCAGUAAAGGACAAUUUCAUAGGGUUGGAGAUUGUUAUGAUACACAGGUGUCUUCAAUCUGUCAUACUAUAGUACUGUUAUAUGUAAGUCUGAACUGAAGCUAUGAAAUGUUACACUGUUGACAUGUUAUACUGUACUGAGUACAUCUGAUGUGACAUGAUUUUGUUCCAACUUCCAGAUUUUUGUCUGGUUACCUGACUGUUUCUACAUUCAACGAUGCUACAUUGCUGCCUUUCACAAUAUGUUUGGCAAGACAAAGACAAAUAGCUAAAGCAGAAAGAGGUGGGUACUCAAGCUAGAUAUUUGCAGGGAGAAUAGGCUUAUGUUUUGUUAUUGCCUUUGGUGUGUGUGCCAUUCAUUAAAAGAAAGGGGUAUGGAAGCACAUAUCUUGCUCUAAGUAAGUCUUAACUGUGUAAAACACCCUGGUCACCUCAAAGAAGUGUGUGUGUGUGUGUGUGUGUGUGUGUGUGUGUGUGUGUGUGUGUGUGUGUGUGUGUGUGUGUGUGUGUGUGUGUGUGUGUGUGUGUGUGUGUGUGUGUGUGUGUGUGUGUGUGUGUGUGUGUGUGUGUGUGUGUGUGUGUGUGUGUGUGUGUGUGUGUGUGUGUGUGUGUGUGUGUGUGUGUGUGUGUGUGUGUGUGUGUGUGUGUGAGUGUGUGAGUGUGUGUGUGAGUGAGUUGUCAUCUAUACAGUAUGGCAUGCAUGCACAGUUUGCAGGAGUGGACAGUAUUGGAGGAGUGGCUUACAUUAUUUUGUUAUGUGCAAAUGAAAAUG
This is a messenger RNA of Coregonus sp. 'balchen', 31561 nucleotides long. The record is from the annotation of a GenBank genome assembly. Lineage: Eukaryota; Metazoa; Chordata; Actinopteri; Salmoniformes; Salmonidae.